CAAAAUUCACGGUCACAUGGAAGUCAAAGUGGAGCCGACCCUUCAAUGUUACGUCGAGGAGGAACAUGAGAAUAGCUUUUCGAGUUUGGAGAACGCUAGCACGAUACCGUCAAGCGUCGACGUGGGCGCGCUGAAUCUGUGGACCAGCAAGGCCACCACAUGCCUGAUCAGCCAGUACAAGAAGUAUCGAUCGCUGGUCGGGCAAUCGACGCAGAUCAGGAGUCUGCGGGAGAUGUUCGAGAUGAUAUCGCUGGAGAUGCAGAAUUACGGGUUCUACUUCAGUCCGCAGAAAUGCGAGAACAAGUGGCGGGUUCUCGAGCGUAAGUACAAGAACCUUGUGUUCCGCGAGCGGCUGAAAAAACCGGGCAGGAUGCGACACUACGGACAGUGGGAGCACAAGCGCGCCUUGGACGAGAUUUUCAACGAGAAGAAGAGACACGUGUAUCUGGAGGUGAACGAGCAGCCGCAGCCACCAAGCGGACCGGCGAAGUAUCCCUUGAUUCUGUCGAAGCCCGGCUGCGAUCAAGGCAGCGACUCGCCUGGCGAUCGGCAACGCGAGGAUCCUCUGGCGCCCACGACCAACGAGAAAGACGGCGAUACGUUGGAUCACAAACAAAUCUUGACGACACUGUUUGAUAAAUUUAUAGAAGAAAUGGGAAAGAACUUCGCUCUGGUUGAAAAGAACAAGGAGAGGCGGCACAAAGAGAAAAUGGCCGUGAGACAUAAGGAAUUGGAGCUGAAGAAGCAGCUCCUCAAAUUGAAGGAACAGAAGAUGGAAUUGCAAAGGUGCCAAAUGAUUGCUGCCGCGCAAAACUUGCGUUUGAAUAUGAAAUAAUGCGCUUAAUGUCGCGGACACGGAUAUAAUUUAUAUAUAUUUUAUAUUAAUGUUAUAAUAAGGUUCUUUUAUGUAUGUUCUUUGUACGUUAAGUUGCAAAUUAAAUAAAAAGCGAUAUUUUUUUUAAUUA
This is a messenger RNA of Temnothorax curvispinosus, 965 nucleotides long. RefSeq lists its product as uncharacterized. Bases 17 to 835 code for a protein of 272 amino acids. NCBI's taxonomy places the organism in Eukaryota, Metazoa, Arthropoda, Insecta, Hymenoptera, Formicidae. The transcript has a single exon. The record is from RefSeq and is a predicted model, not a curated record.